GAAAUCAUGAGCCUCAACAAGUAACCUAUUGAACUCUCUCACAUCCUAUAUAUAGUGAGGCAGAGACCUUCAAACAAUUUCAAAAAAUACACCCCACAAAACAAAUACAGCUAUGUUAGACGUGUACAGUACAAUUAAUUCCGUCUCAGAAAACUUCUCCCCUCCGUCGGUGCGGCCGCCGCCGGUGAGCCGUUACGAGCUCCAAAAACGGCGAGAUUGGAACACAUUCGGGCAGUACUUGAGAAACCACAAGCCACCAUUGAUACUAACAAGGUGCAGCGGAGCGAACAUUCUAGAAUUCUUAAAGUACCUAGAUCAAUUCGGAAAAACGAAAGUUCACAACUGUAGUUGUCCGUUUUUCGGCGAUCCUCAUCCGCCGGCGCCGUGCAAUUGUCCGUUGAAACAAGCUUGGGGUAGCCUUGACGCGCUAAUUGGGAGGCUACGCGCUGCAUUUGAAGAGAACGGAGGACGGACGGAGACGAAUCCGUUUGGUGCUCGAGCAGUGAGGUUGUAUUUGAGGGAAGUGAGAGACACGCAAGCCAAAGCGAGAGGGAUUGCUUAUGAGAAGAAGAAAAGAAGGAAUAUUAAGCAGCAGCAGCAGCAUUUUCAGGAGCAAGAAAAAGUUGGUGAUGGAGCUGCCAUAUAUAGUUAAAUUACUUUAAUUAUUUGAAUUUUGAAUUAAUUAGCUUGUUCGAUUAUUAUGUAAAUGUGAUAUUAGUAUAAGUAUAAAUCAGUUUUUGCAACGUAUAUAUAUCAUCUUCUGCUUGCAUUCAAACUUCUUGGGGA
Solanum dulcamara is the source of this 786-nucleotide messenger RNA. RefSeq names its product protein LIGHT-DEPENDENT SHORT HYPOCOTYLS 4-like. Gene Ontology annotation, cellular component: nucleus. Gene Ontology annotation, biological process: mRNA transcription; response to light stimulus. Bases 113 to 652 code for a protein of 179 amino acids. The record is from RefSeq and is a predicted model, not a curated record. The transcript has a single exon. NCBI's taxonomy places the organism in Eukaryota, Viridiplantae, Streptophyta, Magnoliopsida, Solanales, Solanaceae.